This is a messenger RNA of Myxocyprinus asiaticus (Chinese sucker), 8518 nucleotides long. Its product is annotated as collagen alpha-6(VI) chain-like. Gene Ontology annotation, molecular function: serine-type endopeptidase inhibitor activity. The transcript is spliced from 41 exons. Bases 17 to 8314 code for a protein of 2765 amino acids. Lineage: Eukaryota; Metazoa; Chordata; Actinopteri; Cypriniformes; Catostomidae. The record is from RefSeq and is a predicted model, not a curated record.
GGAACGCGCUGAGACAAUGGGGAUGACACUGGGGUUUCUUGCUGGCUUGGUCAUUGCAUCAUGUUUCCUUGUAAGCACUGCACAAGCAGUGUGUACACAGGCUGAUAUUGUCUUCCUGGUGGAUAGCUCCUUGAGCAUUGGAAAAGAAAACUUCCAGCAAGUCCGAGAUUUCCUCUUUACUUUGAUCAACAGUUUUGAUGUAGGCAUAGAUAAGGUCAGAAUUGGAUUAGUGCAGUAUAGCAUGAAACCCCGCACUGAAUUCCUACUCAGUACUUACAAAACCAAGGAAGAGAUUCUCAAGAUCAUCACAACUCUGCCAUACCUGGGUGGUGGCACUUAUACCGGCCAGGGCCUGGACUUCAUGCUAAAAGAGCAUUUUGUAAAGCAAGCAGGAAGCCGUGCUAAAGAGGGUGUGCCUCAGAUUGCGGUAGUCAUAACAGAUGGGCAGUCGCAAGACAAUGUGGAGAUGCACGCUCAGAACCUUAAGAAGCAGGGAGUCACUGUUUAUGCAAUUGGGAUUAAAGACGCAGUCAUGAAGCAGCUGAAGGAAAUUGCCACCGAACCACAUGACCAGCACAUUUACAAUGUCUUUGAUUUCUCUGCACUGCAAGGCAUCUCUGAAGUUUUUGUUCAAAUGCUUUGCAACACAGUGCAGGAGGCUAAGCGACAAAUAUCUCAGGUACCAGCAGGAUGCCUGGAUGAAAAUUUGGCAUUUGACAUUGUGUUCCUCGUGGAUAGUUCAAGCAGCAUCAGCACUCGAGACUUCCAGGAGGUUAAAACGUUCGUGCGCACGUUUGUGGAGGGUUUGGAUAUUGAGACUAAAAAAGUACAGGUUGGCCUUGCUCAGUUUAGCACUCAAACCCACAAAGAAUUUCUACUGGGUGACUAUGCUGACAAAGCAGAGUUGAUUGAAAAAAUAAAUAAGCUCCCUUACCGAACGGGAGGCACAUUCAUGGGAGAAGCUAUGCGCUUCCUUAAGGACAAUUAUUUCACUAGCGUGGGUGGUAGUCGGGCCAAACAAAACGUGCCUCAGAUUGUUAUGGUAAUCACAGAUGGAGACUCAGCUGAUGAUAUUAAGCAACCUGCAGGAGAAUUGCAACAAAACGGUAUUAUCAUCUUUGCUAUCGGUGUUGGUGCAACAAAUAUGACAGAGUUAAAGUCCAUUGCCAACCGCCCAUCUGAGCGCUUUGUGGUCAGUAUUGAAAAUUACCAAGCACUGCAAGGACUGACCACCACGAUGAUGGAGACAGUGUGCAUAGUGAUGAGAGAUCAAGGGAAAGCCAUUGCACCAAAGUUUGCAGAUGUAUUUGUCCUGGUGGAUAGUUUGGCCCAGAGAGAGAAGCAACAGAUAAAUGAAAUUCUCAACCUGCUGGCCACGCAACUCAAAGUGGGCGAUGUAUCUCAUAAGCUCGCAUUGGCUCAGUUUGGUGAGAACGUUAUCGAGGAGUUCCUGUUCAAUGACUACCAGGUCACAGCAAAAGCCAAAGAGUACAUAAGCCGCUUCGAGCUCAGGCCCAGUGGAGAGCGAAAGCUGGGAAAAGCCAUGGACUAUGUUCGUACUAACUUUCUUAAAACAGCUUCAGGCAGCAGAAUUAUUAAAGGCUACAAGCAGUAUCUACUGGUGCUAAGAACAGGAGAGUCCUCCGACUCUGUGCUGAGGGCCACACGUACCAUGAAGGAUGAGGAUGUGACCAUUAUUGAUAUAAAAUUGGAAGCAAGUCUACGCAACCUGGCACCUAUGUUAAUUAGCUACCAGAUUGAUCAGAAUAUUGAUGAAGUAAUUUCAGACAUCAUAGAAAGAAUUACGGCAAAAGAAAUUUUAAGUGUUACGGGAGAUUGUAGAUCAGCCCAAGUGGCGGAUAUAGUGUUUAUUGUGGAUGAAUCGGGUAGUAUCACCACUAGAAACUUUGAUCUGGUGAAGCGUUUCCUCCAUCGCAUGAUUAGCGGCCUAGUGGUAAAUUCCGACAGUGUCCGGGUGGGACUGGUGCUCUACAACGACAAACCCACUGCUGAAUUCUACUUGGACAGUUUUGAUAACAAGACUAAUAUUCUGAACUAUAUCAAACUCAUACCGUACAGAGGUGGAGGAACUUCUACAGGUGCAGCCCUGAAAUUUGCCCAUGACAAUCUCUUUAUCAAGCAGAGAGGCAGCAGAAAAGAUCUUGGGAUUCAGCAGAUUGCUGUUGUCAUCACUGAUGGCGAGUCACAAGAUGACGUUACCGACAAAGCUGCUGAGCUGAAGCGUUCAGGGGUAACCGUGUAUGCCCUUGGAGUCAAGAAUGCCAGUGUAGAGGAGCUGAAAAAAAUUGCAUCCUAUCCAGAAAGGAAGUUUGUGUACAGUGUGGAAAGUUUUCUGAAUCUUACUUCACUGGAGAAAAGCCUUAGUAAGAGUCUUUGUAAGACCGUCAUCAGUACAACGUUUGACAAGAACCAGAGAUACCAGCUUAAACAAGGAUGUGUGCAUACAGAGGAAGCAGACAUUUAUUUCCUGCUCGACCAUUAUGGGAGUACUCGUGCUGAUUUCGAAGAUGUGAAGAAGUUUAUGCUAGAGCUUCUGCAACGGUUCAGAAUUGGACCAAAUCAUGUUCGUGUGGGUGUCGUGAAAGUUGACCGUGAACCAAAACUGCAGUUUAGACUGACGGAGCACAAAAACAAAGUCUCCUUAGAACAAGCAAUGAGGAACAUCAUUCAACCCAGCGGUGGCACAGAGACAGGCAAAGCACUAUCUUAUAUGGCUGAUCGCUUUAGGGAUGCCAGAAAGUCUCGCAAAGCUCAUGUGCAAGAAAUUCUUAUUGUCAUUACUGAUAAGGACUCCCAAGAUGAUGUCAGUGUACCAGCAGAAGAGCUAAGGAAGUUAGGAGUUUCAGUCUAUGCUGUCGGAGUAAAGGAUGCCAACAUGGAGGAGCUCUUGAAUAUAGCGGAUGACUCAACUAAUACGUUCUUUGGUUCCAACUAUGAUUCCCUGAAUGCUCUCAAGAGUGAAAUUGUCACAGAUAUUUGCUCGCAAGAGGCCUGCAAGAACAAGGUGGCAGAUGUCAUGUUUUUGAUUGACGGCUCUUCAAGCAUUUAUAGCGCAGACUUUACAUCAAUGAUUACAUUUAUAAACAAAGUGGUAAAUGGAUCUGUGAUUGGAGAAGAUAAUGUUCAUGUCGGUGUGGUCCAGUUCAGCGAUGACCCAAAGGAGCAAUUUCCCCUUAAUAGGUUCUAUGACACAAGAAAACUACAGGAAGAAAUCAGCAUCAUUGUACAGUUAACAGGGAGCACUUACACAGGAAAAGCACUCGCCUUUAUAUCAAAGUAUUUUGAUGAGUCCCGUGGUGGUCGGCCUAAUGUGCCACAGUUCCUUGUAGUUAUUACAGAUGGGGAAGCUCAUGAUGCUGUUGCCGAUCCUGCCAAGGCCAUCAGGGACAAGGGUGUCACCAUUUACUCAAUAGGUGUUGGCAAAGUUAACACCACACAGCUGAAGGAGAUCAGUGGAACUGAAGAUAAAGUCUAUGUGGAGAGGGAUUUUGAUGCUCUUCAGUCCUUGGACACAGACCUCAAAUUCAAACUCUGCGGCUCCAUCACAGGUUGUGAGACAGCACAGUUAGCAGAUGUAAUCUUCCUGGUGCAGUGCACCAGCCGGAUUCGUUUCCAGGACUUUGAAAAGAUCAAAUACUUUUUAAAUUCUGUGGUGAACAACACACAGAUUGGGGAAAGCCUAAUUCGCUUUGGCAUAAUUGUCUACUCAGACACUCCGGAAAAGUUCUCUUUAAACCAAUACAACAGUAAACGUGAGGUACUGGGGGCUAUAAAAGCUUUGAAAUCUCCAACAGGAAACACCUUCACAGCAAAGGCUCUUGAAUACUCACUCACUUACUUCAAUGAAGUCAAUGGUGGGCGACGGCAAAGGGGCAUCCCUCAAAUGCUGUUUGUGAUCACGGAUGGUCAGGCAGCAGACCGACAGAAUUUACGUGCACAGGCUGAUAAAUUUAAAGCAAAAGGUAUAAAUGUUUAUGGAAUUGGAGUGGCAAAAGCACAAAAGAAUGAGCUGGAGAUUAUUACCAAAGACACAAGCAAGAUCUUCCAGGUUGGUAAUUAUGAUGCCCUUCAAGGUUUGCAGGGGAGCAUCUCCAAUGUGCUCUGCAACACAUCCAAACCAGAAUGCGAAAAGGAGGUAGCCGACAUGGUGUUUCUCAUUGACGGAUCUGAAAGCAUCAAAGAGAACUCGUGGAAAACUAUGAUUCAUUUCUUGCUGAGCUUUAUGGACAAGCUCCGUAUUGCACCAGACCUUGUCAGAAUUGGUGUUGCCCAGUUCAGCACCUCAUACCAGAAAGAGUUCUACUUGAAUGAGUAUAAAGAUGCAAAAGGAGUGAAAUUAGCUAUUGAAAAAAUCACGCAGAUCAAAGAAGGGACACUAAUUGGAAAAGCUCUGAGUAAUGUAGAGGAAUUCUUCAAUGAAGGAAAAGGGAGUCGCAUAAAGGAACGUGUACCACAGAAUCUCGUGCUUAUUACUGAUGGUGCUUCAUCUGACAGGGUGAAUGAAGCAGCUGAUCGCCUCCGACAAAAGCAAAUUAAUAUUUUUGUGAUCGGAAUAGGGGAUAUCUCAGUGCCGCAGCUCAGCUAUAUUGCCGGGUCAUCAGACAGGUUCUUCAAAGUGGAGAACUUCAACUACCUUAAUCUGACAAUAGAAGCAUUCUUUGAUGCCAUUUGCAACCCUUUUAUACCCCAUGAACAAACAAGUUGCACUGUUGAUAUUGCCAUCGGUUUCGAUAACUCCCGCACCAGUUCCAGUUCUCAAUCAAUCUUUAGGGACCAGAAAAAGCUUCAGACCUACCUGCCAAACAUUAUUCAGGAUAUUUCAGCCGUGCACAACUUGUGCUGUAUCGCUGAAAAAAACCUCAGUACCACAAUCGGCUUUCGUCUGGUUGCUGCCAAUGGAAAGAUCCUUAAUGAUUUUUCAUUUGAGAGGUAUAAUGAAGAUGUGGUAAAAAAAGUGAUGGCACUGCAGACUUCCCAAGUGCUGUCAUUCAACACCAUGCUGCUGAGUUCUUUUCAGGAGAAGUUCAAAACUUCCCAUGCUUCUGUAAAGGUAUUGGUCAUUUUCACAGACGGACUGGAUGAGCCUGUUGAGCGCAUUCUGCUCGCCUCCAGUGACCUCAUGAAGAGCGGUGUCAAAGCGCUGCUGACUGUGGCUCUGGAUGGAGUGAAGAGCACUACUGAUCUGCAGAGGCUUGAGUUUGGACGAGGGUUACACUACAAACAGCCUCUCAUUAUUGGCAUGCAGAAUGUGGCCAGUGUCAUGCAGACACAGAUUGAUACGGUGGCCUCAAGGGAGUGCUGCAAUGUGAUAUGUAAAUGCACUGGCCAGAAGGGAAUACAUGGAUUACCAGGGUUCCCAGGGAGUAAGGGGGAACCUGGACAGAAGGGACUUCCUGGUUUCCCUGGAGAAGAGGGAAGAGCUGGUGAGAGAGGACCACCAGGUUUGAAUGGAACACAAGGACAUCAGGGGUGCUCUGGAAGAAGGGGCAUAAAGGGUGGGAGAGGAUACAGAGGUGAAAAAGGUGAAGCAGGUGAAGAUGGUUUAGAUGGGGUAGAUGGCGAACAGGGUGACACUGGAUUAGCGGGAAGCCCAGGAGAGCAAGGAGAUCCCGGCAGCCCUGGUCCACGGGGGAUCACAGGAGGUCCUGGAAUGCCAGGAGGACGAGGUCUGAGAGGAGAUCCAGGAGAUUCAGGACUUGAUAACAACUCCCGCGGUCCAAAGGGGGACAUUGGCAGCCCAGGCCUACAGGGUGAACCAGGUCUAGAUGGUUUUCCAGGCAAAAAUGGGGAAAAUGGCAGGCCAGGUCCUAAUGGCAGAAGAGGCUCUCCGGGUCAACUGGGUCCCAGAGGGCCUCCUGGAGAACCAGGACUAGAGGGACUCUUUGGGGCCUUGGGCCCAUCGGGUGCUGUCGGUCCACCUGGUUCUGUUGGGCAGAAAGGUUUUCCUGGUCUGCCUGGACCUCAGGGAUCUCCUGGCUCUCCAGGCAGGCCUGGAUCUAAAGGAAGUGUUGGGUCCAGGGGACAGAAGGGUGAGCCAGGUAACCCUGGAGAUAAGGGCGCUUUUGGACCUCCAGGCCAAAGAGGACUACCGGGAAAAGAUGGUUCAGAUGGAUAUGGAUUCCCAGGACCCAAAGGGCAGAAGGGAGAUACUGGUUUCCCAGGUUAUCCUGGACUUCAGGGAGACCAGGGGGAUCCUGGAGUAAAUGGAGGCAUUGGCCAUAAAGGCAACAUGGGAAGAGGGGGCAAUGCUGGUAGACAAGGACUGCCUGGUGAGUCUGGUAGUGACGGGGUGCCUGGACACAGGGGCCCAAAGGGACCGAGAGGAGGCAGAGAAUUGUCUGACUGUCAACUAAUCUCAUAUGUUCGAGACAACUGUUUGUGCUGUAAAGAUAACUUAAAAUGCCCUGCCUACCCCACUGAUCUUGUGAUUGGCUUGGACAUGUCUGAAGAUGUCACCCCUCAAACCUUUGAACGCAUGCGUUCCACAGUCCUUAAAUUGCUGGACAACAUCAACAUCGCAGAGAGCAACUGUCCCACGGGGGCACGGGUGGCUGUAGUCUCCUACAGCUCCCACACCAGAUACCUGAUCCGCUUCACAGACUAUCACCGCAAGAAGCAGCUUAUUGAAGCGGUGAAUAACAUUGCCCUGGAGCGCAAUACAAAUCGGCGUAACUUGGGCGCUGCCAUGAGGUUUGUUGGCAGGAAUGUCUUAAAGCGUGUGCGAAAGGGCGUCCUGAUGAGGAAGGUGGCAAUCUUCCUUUCCAAUGGAGAAUCUCAGGAUUCGACCUCCCUCACCACGGCCAUUCUGGAGUACAAAGCUAUGAAUAUUAAGCUUGGGGUCAUCGCACUGAAGAAUGCACCAUCUAUUAGACGUGCUUUUGAGGCCGAUGAAACCCGGAGUUUUCAAUUAACUGUUCUUGGUAGAUUGCAAGACCAAAAUGCUGCUCUCAGCAAGAUCCAGAAUUGUGUUAUCUGCUUUGAUCCCUGCAAACCACAUAGGGAAUGUGAUGGUACCAACUUGGUGUCUACUCCUCAGGAGGUGGACAUGGACUUUGCAGUGAUUGUGGAUGGCUCCCGUAGCAUCCUGGCUGACCAGUACGAGGGCAUAAAGGAGGUACUUGGCACGGUGCUGGACCAGAUCGUUGUAAGCAGUCAGCCCAACAAGGUCGACAAACAGGCGAGAGUGGCAGUCUACCAACAGAGCUCCACUUACAGUGAAGCCCAGUCUCAUGUAAAAGCCAUAUUCAAUUUCCAACAGUUCCAAGAUCGCAAUUUAAUGAAAAGGAGCAUCUACCAAGAGCUAAACCAAACCGGAGGGUCUUCCAUGCUGGGCCUUGCAAUGGAUUACACCAUAACGCAGGGCCUCCUCACGGCCCCUAAAAGUCGCAAGAACAAGAUGGUGUUGGCAAUUGUCGGAGAGGAGACAGCAUAUGAUGACAGAAAUAAACUGGACUUUAUCUCCAAGGUAGCAAAAUGCACGGGAGUUGUUCUCUUCAUUCUGACAGUGGGUGACCACAUCAACAUUACUCAGGUGGAGGAGCUUGCCAGCUAUCCCUUAGAACAGCACAUAAUUCACCUGGGACAUUUGAAAUAUGGAGAACAGGAGUACACUCAGCGCUUUAUGAGGACUUUUUUCCACAUUCUGAGUAAGAAUAUGAACUCCUACCCUCAUCCAUCACUCCAAAGUGAGUGUAGUACUUUUCAACAAGAUCAAGGCCAAGGUCAACGUUAUGAGGGUGCCGAGAGACCUUUAUACAGGGUUCCUGUGGCAGCCACUACCUACCCAAAGGUAGAAGUGGAUCAGGAUGUGGUGGUGGAGGACAUAUUACAGGAGCAGACCUCAGGCCGUAGAGACUCACUUGGAAUUGAUAACCUUGCUGACGGUACUGUUUUGUUUUCGGGCCAAUGUCACCUAAACAGUGACCCUGGUACCAUCUGUAGCGGAUAUGUGUGGCGGUGGUUCUAUGAUUUUGCAAUUGGUGCAUGUUCACCUUUCUGGUAUGGGGGUUGUGAUGGUAACAGUAAUCGUUUUGAUUCAGAAAAGGAAUGCCUCCAGACUUGUGGCAAACAAAAGCCCGGAUUACUCCUGCAGGCAAAAGAGGAAACUGCAUUAUUUGAUGAUGCAUGUCUCAUGACACGGGAUGUGGGACCCUGCAGUCAGUACAUUUUAAACUGGUUCUAUGACAUCCAGCAGAAUGAAUGCGCUCAAUUCUGGUUUGGUGGAUGUGGUGGAAAUAAAAACAACUUUGACACGCAGGAGAUGUGUGAAGCCCUCUGUGUGAGGCAAAUUUAACCAGAAUGAUUUUCAAACGACACUUUACAUAAGAAAAUGCUCUUUACGUUUGCAUUUAAAAGUAAUUUUAUGUUUGUACUGUAUUUGCUACAAAAGAAUCAUGUUUUUGUUUUGUUUUUACAGUUAUUAUCAUUCUCUGAAAUGUCCCAACACACACAAACUGAAAACUGAAUUUUUAAUAACAUUCAAUCUGUUAAAAGUUUA